This is a messenger RNA of Sesamum indicum (sesame), 1344 nucleotides long. RefSeq names its product BURP domain-containing protein (gene RD22). The record is from RefSeq and is a predicted model, not a curated record. NCBI's taxonomy places the organism in Eukaryota, Viridiplantae, Streptophyta, Magnoliopsida, Lamiales, Pedaliaceae.
CUCUCCAGUUAUAAAUAAUGGUAUAACUCAGCUUACACUCCCCACAUCAACCAAACCCUUGUUCUUGUUUUGAGCACCAACUCCUCAUCUCUUCUACAUUUGUGCAUUGCAUCAUGGAAUUCAACUUCCUCCACGUUUUAGCAUUUCUUUCUGUGGUAAUAGUAGCAACCCAUGCAGCACUGCCAUCAGAGGAUUACUGGAAGUCCGUGUUGCCAAACUCUCCAAUGCCUAAAGCUGUAAAAGAUGUGUUGCACCCAGCACCUCACUGGCUGGAUGACAAAAGCACCACCGUUGGGGUAAGCAAGGGCGGAGUGCGCGUUAACACCGGGAGGGGCAAGCCUGGAGGCACUGGUGUGUACGUCGGCCGUGGUGGCGUCGGAGUCCACACUGGCAAACCCGGCAGCCGGACCAAUGUAGGCAUUGGGAAAGGUGGAGUGAGCGUUGGAACCGGCACCAGAAAGGGUAAACCCGUUUACGUUCGGGUGAAGCCAGGUCCAGAUCCCUUCAACUACCUGUAUGCUGCUACCGAAACUCAGAUGCAUGACAACCCAAACGUGGCCCUUUUCUUCUUAGAGAAAGACUUGCACAUAGGCAAGCGGAUGAGCUUGCGUUUCUCCAAGAGCACAAAUGAGGCCACAUUUUUGCCCCGCCAAGUUGCUGAUUCGAUACCCUUCUCCUCGAAUAAGCUGCCAGAGAUUCUGGACAAGUUCUCAGUGAACCCUGGUUCAGAUGAAGCAGAGGCGAUCAAGAAAACCAUUAAAGAAUGCGAGGAGAAAGGCAUAAAAGGAGAAGAGAAAUUUUGUGCAACUUCUUUAGAGUCCAUGGUUGAUUUCAGCACCUCCAAGCUAGGUAAAGAUGUGGAAGCAAUAUCAACCAAUGCAGAAACUGGACAGAAGAAAGAGUACCAUAUUGUUGAAGUGAACAGAAGGCCGAGUACGAAAGCAGCGGUGGUCUGCCACAGGCAAGAGUAUGCAUAUGCAGUGUUCUACUGUCAUGAGACGGACACAACGGUUGCUUACAAGGUUGAAAUGGUGGCAGCCGAUGGGUCGAAGGCGGAGGCUGUGGCGGUGUGCCACCGGGACACGGCUGCAUGGAACCCCAAGCACUUGGCUUUUCAGGUGCUCAAGGUGAAGCCAGGGACUGUGCCAGUCUGCCAUUUUCUACCUGAGGAUCACAUUGUUUGGAUUCCUAGGUACUAGAAAAUGAGUUGCUGUUUGCAUGAUAUAUAUACCUGUGAUUUCGAUAUAUGUUAGCAUUCUGGAUGCUUGGAUAUCUACUUAUAUAUGUAUCUAUGUGAUGGAUAUGUAUAAAUGAAUUAAAGGAUGAUCUUGUUUUUGUGGAUCA